AGUAAACCAGAUCACAUCAUGCCUAUUAUAUUACCAGGGAAGUUAAUACAUUUCCUAAAAGCGGAUGAUGGUAGCGUCAGUCUAGUAUGCAUCAUCCUAAAUGCGUCCAUUAUGCAAUUGAUUUUCGGUAUCAUUUGUAUAAGUCUUGGUAUAGCCGCAAUCGUCAUCAAAAUACCUGCGUAUCACACUGGUGACCCAAUUUGGACCGGAUUGCUGUUUUAUGUAGUAACAGGAUUACUGGGCGUACUAACUUGGAGAUUUCAAAAGCACGGAUUGGUUGUGAGUUACCUCGUCAUGUCCAUACUAUCAGCGUUUGCAUCACUUCAAUUAAUGGCGAUUGUAGCAUUUGCUAUGCGAAUGGAAUGUUUCGAUGACCGGAGUGGUUUAUCUACGGAGCAAUCACUUCGUUAUGAACUAUAUUUUCAUCAAAUAAAAGCUAGUAACGAAGACGGGUUCUCAAAAUCAGAGCGCCUUGCACUGGAAAUCUUGAUUUUAUUUGUAGCUUUCAUAGAGAUGGUAUUUGUGAUAAUAAUGGCGGCUAUUACUUGCAGACUUUGGCCAACAAAGACUACAGGGAAGCAAAAAGACGAUACUACCGUUAGGGACAAUAAAAAUGACUUUGAUCUGAAAAGCGAUACCACAGAGAAGCCAGCAUUUAACUAUUGAUUAGUCGUUUUGUUUUCCGUUAACGCAUUGGACCAUACGACAACUGACUGAGGCCUAUUGGAAAUUACUGUUACGGAAGUUCAAAUUGUCUGGAGUGACUCUUCUUCAAUAACAAGUAUAGGCCCUAUUUCGUUCAAAGCUGGAAGACUAGAAAUAGUACACAUGCUUCCAUCGUAACUUUAUACUAACCCACAAAACAACCCAAGUACUUGUGGGAUGUGCACACUGUUCUGAUUUGUCAGUUAUUAAUUUUUUACACUCCGUGUUUUUGGUUCCACCAUAGAGCAAAGAAACAGAUGGUUCCACUGCGGAUGCGUGUUGUUGAUGGCACUGUGGGGCAAGUUAUAAAAUCGGACAAAUCCCAAUAGACCUUUCCGCUAAGCCCCGCCCCUUGGAUAUUGUUGCUAAGGUCCCACGCUUGUUUACACGGCAGGAGUUUACCGUGAUGAACGCGUUUAUCCGUUGAUAUAGGUGUUCCGUGUAAACGGUGUUAGUGCAAACUCCGCGUAACGGAUCAGUAACCGGGAUGAUCCUCAUCGCAGGUGUUCGUAUCCCUGGCCCUGUUCUGAUUAAUCAGUUGAUAAGUUUGAUUGACCCUCCGGACAGCUCCAUUGAGCAAGGCUUCAUGGAGAAUGUAGUAUUCUUGGUUAAAACCACAUUAUGGCCAUUAUAUUUAAAAGUAUAUAAUAGUCUUGAUAAAUGUUGUACACAAUAAAUAUAAUUAAGACAUUAAUGAAGACUGAAUCCUGAUUAAUGAAUGUAGUAUUCUUAGUUGAAACCACAUUAUGACCAUUAUAUUUAAAAGUAUAUAAUAGUCUUGAUAAAUGUUGUACACAAUAAAUAUAAUUAACACAUUAUUAUUAAGACUGAAUCGUGAUUAAUGAACUGAACACAUUUAAUUAACUUAAGCUUAUAGAAUACUGUAUAGAUUUAUCUGCUUGGUAUUGGGGUAUUUGCUGAUGUUUUACCAAGAAUUUGUAAAUAAAGUUUAGUAUUAAAUUAAAAAUAUCUAGUUAUUAAGAGGAUUGAAACCUGUAUUAAUGACUGAUAUUAAUUUUACAGUAUAUGCAAAUGUUUAUUAACCUAGUUAACAGAGUUCAAUUUUUUUAAUCUGGUCAACAAAGUGUACAGUAGUUAAUAAAGCCAUGCUCCGGAGGAAAUAUUUUUUUUUUUUUAUAUCUUGUAAAACUGACUUUUCUAAGACACAAAAAGCAUACCGUAAAGCCUCGAAUUGAAGCCACGGACUUUUAUGUUGUAUCUUAGAAAUUCACGUACCGUGUAUAUACUGUACUAUCUCG
Molecule: messenger RNA, 1964 nt
Organism: Anneissia japonica
Lineage: Eukaryota; Metazoa; Echinodermata; Crinoidea; Comatulida; Comatulidae
Exons: 6
Coding region: 19-666 (215 amino acids)
Cellular component (GO): membrane
Source: RefSeq, a predicted model, not a curated record